AAAAAAAAAAUCCGUUGAAUUUCGGCAUUCAUGUUUGGUUUGGUGGUCCAUUCUUUUCUCAAAUUUCAUCAUUUUUUUCUUUGUUUUGGUCAUUUUCAAAAACUUUUUUUUUUAAAAAAGAAUAAUUUUUAAAAUGAAUAUUUUUAAACGAAUAACAUCAUUUGCAUCGAAUUCAUGGCGUGAUUUUAUCGAAAAUCAUGAACCAAUUAUUGAUACAGAAUCCACUUUAUCGAAUAUUAAUGAUGAUCAAUCACAUGCUAAUGAUGCUAUUGAUGCAACGAAAAUCAUUGAAAAUGAAGAAAAUUUUUUCAUUCGUAAAUCAUUGUCACAUUUGUUGUUGAAAAAACGUGUUCAUAAGAAAAAAACUGUAGCAUCAAUUUUGAUGGAUGAUCCACGUUCACCUACAAAUGUUUUUGCUCGAACACCUAUAUUAAUCGAACGAAUCGAAUAUAAUGAUGUAUUGUCACCGUUUAAUGUUACCGAUAUGCUUGAUGCAGUCGAAACGGCUAUCGAAUGUAAUGAAAAAACUUUGAUUGAAAAUGAUUUUUCAUUGAAAUCGGUUGAGCCUAAAACUCCUGUAGCUAAUAAUGAUAAUAAUGAUAAUGUUAAAACAGAAAUGAUCGAAAAAUCGGAAACAAUUAUCAAAAAUGAAAAUAAUGAUAAAAUUCUAAAAAUUGAUGAAAUAUGCGAUUGGAAUCUGAUGGAAUAUAAAGAGAAACAAUUGACUGAAUCAAUGAUUGUUGAAACAUCAACUAAUACGGCCGAUAUGACUAAAGAUUCAAUGUCGAAUCAAUCCGAAACUCGAUCAUUAAUCGAUUAUGACGAUGAUGAGGAUAUUGAGAAUACAAAUUGUAAAGUUAUUGGUUAUAGUGUAAAAACAAUUGAAAAUCAUCAACAAAAUUUGAAUGAUGAAAAUUUUGCCGCUUCAACACCUAAAAAACAAGGCAACAACAAAUCAAUUAAACAACAACAGCAGCGAACACCAUUGAUGUCAAUCAGUAAUAGUCCAUUGGUUAGAAAACAGAUUCCAAAAAACCAUCCAAUCAACAAAAAACGAAUUACGAAUGUUCAACGAAAAUUGAAAAAACAGCCAUCAACACCAAUGACACCAUUGAAUCGAAAUCAGAUUCAACAAAAUCUAAUCACAUUCGACAAAGAAAAUUAUUGAAUUGAAUACUUUUUGAUAAAAUAUUUUGACUCGAGAUCCUCUUUUUUUGAAUU
Messenger RNA from Dermatophagoides pteronyssinus (European house dust mite), 1221 nucleotides. RefSeq lists its product as uncharacterized. NCBI's taxonomy places the organism in Eukaryota, Metazoa, Arthropoda, Arachnida, Sarcoptiformes, Pyroglyphidae. The record is from RefSeq and is a predicted model, not a curated record.